Molecule: messenger RNA, 1730 nt
Organism: Populus nigra (black poplar)
Lineage: Eukaryota; Viridiplantae; Streptophyta; Magnoliopsida; Malpighiales; Salicaceae
Exons: 2
Coding region: 134-1240 (368 amino acids)
Source: RefSeq, a predicted model, not a curated record
UCAGUCCAAUAAAGAAAAAGCAUCCAGCCAUUAGCAACGAGCAUGUACCUUUUCAGUCUCCUCCCUCGAACAUUUCCUCACCUUCCAUGACAAACAGUUAAAACCAAAAACAGCAUCAACUCCAUCAGCCAAAAUGAACGAAAAUCCCAACAGAGCCGAAGCCGAGCGCCUUCUCGGAAUCGCUGAGAAACUCUUACAAUCACGAGAUCUCAGCGGCACAAAAGACUUCGCAGUUUUAGCUCAAGAAACCGAACCCCUUUUGGAAGGCUCAGAACAGAUCUUAGCCGUUGCCGAUGUGCUUUUAUCAGCCGAAAAACGCAUCAACAAUCACCACGACUGGUACUCGAUCCUGCAAAUCAGCCAAAAAACUGACGAUUCCGAACUUAUAAAAAAGCAGUAUCGUCGCCUCGCAUUACUCCUCCAUCCAGACAAGAACAGGUACCCUUUCGCGGACCAUGCCUUCAAGCUUGUCGCUGAUGCUUGGGCUGUUUUGUCUGAUACUUGUAAAAAAACGUUGUACGAUAAUGAAUUGAGUUUGUUUUCGAAGAUUGAUUUGUCUACUUCAGGGAAAUUACCGGUCAGGAGAAGCCAGAGACCGGUUGGCCAUAAAAAGGCUGAAAAUUUGAAAACUAAUGUCAAUAACGUGAGUAAUCAACAAGAAGGGCAGGGACAGAGAGCUAAAUUAUCUUCGUUCUGGACCGCAUGUCCGUAUUGUUAUAUUUUGUAUGAGUAUCCUAGGGUUUACGAGAAUUGUUGUUUGCGGUGUCAAAACUGCCAGAGAGGGUUUCAUGCGGUUUUAAUACCGUCACUGCCGCCUCUGGUUCCCGGGCAGGAGUCUUAUUAUUGUUGCUGGGGGUUCUUUCCUUUGGGGUUUACACUUGGUAUUGCAGGGAGUGGGGAGAAAAAUGGCGGGGGAGGUGCGGGGUUUCCUAAUUGGAUGCCGCCAAUGUUUGGAACAGAGCAGCUGCAAGGAGGUGAUAAGAAUUGUGUCAACGUGGCGGCAAAUGUGGGCGGUAAGAGUGGUAGCGGUGGUGGCCAUGGUGGCGCUGGUAUGAGGAGUAAUGCUGCAUCUGCCACGCCAGUGAGGGUUGAUGGGGAGAGUAAGGAUAGAAUGGUGGUGGCUUCUGGUAGCAGUGCAAAGGGAAUGUCUGGGAGUGCAACGGGCAUGGCUGGGAAUUCAACGGGGAUGGCAGGGCCCAGGAAGAGAGGAAGGCCUAGGAAAUAUCCUGUGCAGGCGUAGUUUGUGAUGUCUGAUGUGUAGUCAGUAAUUGCAAUGUGGUGGAAAGGAAUAGAAUGUGAAGGUGUUGACGGCUGAAGGAUUGGAGUCUUUUUUGCAGCUGGCUAAGUUCCGGGACUUCGUAGGAGACUGGGAAUAAAAGGUCUAGGUGGUCUACCGACUUUCUAGGUUUGGAGCCUUUGAUCGCACAACGGUUACUUCGGGGAUGGUGAAACUAGACAACAGGUGACACAAAGCAGCCAAGGCAGUCAUAAAUAUUGAAUUCCACUGCAGCUGCCUCCACUUUCUCCUCAUUUACACCCCUAUCGAGUGAUUUAGGAACAUGUAGCUUUAACAGUUUGACAACAUCAAUUAGAUUGAGUUUGUAACUUAAUUGAAAGAAUUAUAUUACAAUUACAAAAAAAAAAAAACAACAUAGGCAUAGAUGUUUUCUACAGGAAUUCAUGGUGUUUUUUUUUAUUCAAUUUGGUAAUCAAAUUUUUUUCUCAUUUAA